This is a messenger RNA of Triplophysa rosa, 739 nucleotides long. RefSeq names its product crystallin, gamma S2 (gene crygs2). Gene Ontology annotation, biological process: lens development in camera-type eye; visual perception. The record is from RefSeq and is a predicted model, not a curated record. The transcript is spliced from 3 exons. Gene Ontology annotation, molecular function: structural constituent of eye lens. Bases 89 to 613 code for a protein of 174 amino acids. Lineage: Eukaryota; Metazoa; Chordata; Actinopteri; Cypriniformes; Nemacheilidae.
AUUGGGGCUAAAUAUUUAAGCAGCACUGUAAACAUGCAGGCUGGGCUUCAGACAACCUACCUAGGCAAGCCUAAAUACACUAUCUGAAAUGGGCAGGAUUGUGUUCUUCGAGGACAAGAACUUUCAGGGUCGUCGCUACGAGUGUGACAGCGACUGCUCAGACUUUCAUACCUACCUGAGCCGCUGCAACUCUAUUCGUGUGGAGAACAGUGCCUGGGUGGUUUAUGAGCGGCCCAACUACAUGGGCAACCAGUAUGUGCUGACCAGGGGGGAGUAUCCUGAAUAUCCACGCUGGAUGGGUCUCAAUGACCAUCUCAGCUCCUGCAAGAUGAUCCGCUUUACAAGCGGAAUGCAGUACAAAGUUCAAUUGUACGACAAGCCCGACUUCACAGGCCAGGCCAUAGAGACCAUCGAUGACUGUCCAUCUGUGCCGGAGAGGUACCGCCUGAGAGAAGUCCAUUCCUGCAAAGUUUUGGACGGCUACUGGAUCUUCUACGAGCAUCCCAACUACCGCGGCCACCAGUACCUUCUGGAAAAGGGCAACUACCGCAAACCAGUGGAAUGGGGCGCAGUCUGUCAAACCGUGCAGUCAUUCCGUCGCUUCACCGAGUAACCUCGGGUGUUUCACGGUCAUGUUUCGUGACCUGCCCUUGUCCCUGCCCCACAAUAUUUGGGCCAACUGUUUGUGGCUUAACCUGAAGUCCCAGCUGAAAUAAAGUUUUUCUGGUGACUCACUCAU